Debaryomyces hansenii CBS767 is the source of this 1122-nucleotide messenger RNA. It is a transcript of the gene RAD23, whose product is annotated as Rad23p. NCBI's taxonomy places the organism in Eukaryota, Fungi, Ascomycota, Pichiomycetes, Serinales, Debaryomycetaceae. Gene Ontology annotation, biological process: proteasome-mediated ubiquitin-dependent protein catabolic process; nucleotide-excision repair. The coding region runs from base 1 to 1122 and encodes 373 amino acids. Gene Ontology annotation, cellular component: cytosol; nucleoplasm. The transcript has 2 exons. Gene Ontology annotation, molecular function: damaged DNA binding; polyubiquitin modification-dependent protein binding; proteasome binding. The record is from RefSeq and is a predicted model, not a curated record.
AUGCAAAUUAUUUUCAAGGAUUUUAAAAAACAGAAGAUUCCAAUUGAAGUGGAUCUUUCUGACACAGUUUUAGCGACUAAGGAAAAGCUUGCUUCUGAAAAGGAUUGUGAAGUAUCUCAAUUGAAGUUUGUUUAUUCUGGUAAGGUCUUGCAAGAUGAAAAAACGUUGGAAUCGUUCAAGAUCAAGGAGGGAGACUCGAUCAUCUUUAUGAUCUCCAAGGCAAAGAAAGCUAGCCCAGCUCCAGGGCCAGCCAAAGCGGAAGAAAAGACGAGCACAGAUGCUAGUGCAACAACUGAGAGCACUAAUGCGAGUAGCACACCAGCAGCUGCUAGUGGAGCGUCGACGAACCAGCAAGGGUCGGAGCCAGGAUCAGCAUUUGCUCAGGGUGAUGAUAGAGAAGCGACUAUUCAGAACAUUAUGGAAAUGGGAUACGAAAGACCUCAAAUCGAGGAAGCUUUAAGAGCAGCAUUUAAUAAUCCUCAUCGUGCGGUUGAGUACUUGUUGACUGGUAUACCUGAAUCCUUACAACGUCAUGCAGAUCAAUCGACAUCAGCACCGAUCGGAGAAUCUACCACCAAUACUACUAAUGAUCAUGAAGAAGAACAUGAACAUGACCAUGAAGGUGAAGAAGGACAAGGUGAAAACUUAUUUGAAGCAGCAGCAGCUGCCGCGGCUCAGGGAGAAGGUGGAAAUACAACAAGUGGUGCCGGUGGAGCAGAAGCUGGUGCUGACGACUUGGGUGAAGAUAAUCAAAUGCGCUUGUUGAGAACUGCAUUGCAAACAAACCCAGAAUUGAUCCAACCUUUAUUAGAACAAUUAGCUGCAUCUAAUCCACAAGUGGCAGCCUUAAUUCAGCAAGAUCCAGAAGGCUUUAUCAGAAGCUUUUUAGGAAGUGGCGAUGAUAUGGGAUUUGACUUUGAAGAAGGUGAAGGUGAAGGUGUCGAAGGUGCGGGACAAGGAAACGAACCAGAAACCGUUCGUAUUGCAUUGACCGAACAAGACGAAAGUGCUAUAAAUAGGUUAUGUGAAUUGGGAUUCGACCGUAACUUGGUGAUCCAAGUUUACAUGGCUUGUGAUAAAAAUGAAGAAGUGGCUGCUGAUAUUUUAUUUAGAGAUAUGUAA